Messenger RNA from Fukomys damarensis (Damara mole-rat), 4598 nucleotides. It is a transcript of the gene Zswim4, whose product is annotated as zinc finger SWIM-type containing 4. The record is from RefSeq and is a predicted model, not a curated record. The transcript has 13 exons. Gene Ontology annotation, cellular component: Cul2-RING ubiquitin ligase complex. Gene Ontology annotation, molecular function: zinc ion binding. The coding region runs from base 306 to 3389 and encodes 1027 amino acids. Lineage: Eukaryota; Metazoa; Chordata; Mammalia; Rodentia; Bathyergidae.
CUUCAGCCUCCCAAGUAGCUGGAAUUACAGCCUCACACCAUAAUGCUGGGCUCACUGAUGCAUAUUGAAUCCCCGGGAGACGGUUGACGCUCAUAUCCCCACCUCCCACUCAGGGAAACUGAGGUUCAGAAAGGCCGAGUGACUUGCCCCAGGUCCAGCUGUGUAUAAACAGCACAAGCAGAACCCUAGCCUGGCUGUGACCCACUGACCCUCCGCAGGUUGAGGAGCGGUUCUCCCGGGUGCCGGAGCCAGUGCAGAAGCGGAUCGUGUUCUGGUCAUUUCCACGAAGUGAGAGGGAGAUAUGCAUGUACUCGUCGCUAGGGUACCAGUCUGCGGAGGGGGAGCAGGACGCCCGGGUGCCCUUCACCCGCGGGCUGCACCUGCUGCAGAGUGGCUCCGUGGACCGUGUCCUCCAAGUGGGGUUCCACCUGAGUGGGAAUGUGCGGGAUCCGGGCAGCCCCGGGGAGCCUGAGCACUUCCACCACGUGUCCGUCAGCUUUGACCGCUGCAAGAUCACAGCCGUGAGCUGCAGCUGCGACAACCGAGACCUCUUCUACUGUGCACAUGUGGUGGCCCUGUCCCUCUACCGCAUCCGCCAUGCACUCCAGGUGGAGCUGAGGCUGCCCAUCUCCGAGACACUGUCCCAGAUGAACCGUGACCAGCUCCAGAAGUUCGUUCAGUACCUCAUCAGUGCCCACCACACAGAGGUGCUGCCCACCGCCCAGCGCCUGGCUGAUGAGGUCCUGCUGCUGGGCUCCGAGAUCAACCUGGUGCAUGGCGCCCCUGACCCUACAGCGGGCGCAAGCAUCGAGGACGCCAACUGCUGGCACCUGGAUGAGGAGCAGAUCCAGGAGCAGGUGAAGCAGCUGCUGUCCAACGGUGGCUACUACGGGGCCAGCCAGCAGCUGCGCUCCAUGUUCAGCAAGGUACGGGAGAUGCUGCGCAUGCGGGACUCCAAUGGGGCGCGCAUGCUCAUCCUCAUGACCCAGCAGUUCCUGCAAGACCCACGCCUGGCCCUGUGGCGGCAGCAGGGCGCGGGAAUGACCGACAAGUGCCGGCAGCUAUGGGACGAGCUGGGGGCCCUGUGGGUCUGCGUCAUUCUGAGCCCACACUGUAAACCAGAGGAGCGGGCAGGCUGGCUCCAGCUGCUGGCCACAUGGGACAAACUGGACGUGUGCCCACUGGAAGAGGGUAACUACUCCUUCGAUGGCCUCAGUCUGCAGCCCACGGCAGCCCCCAGCCCAGGCCCCCAACAAGGAGAGGUGGAGGUGACAGCUGCCCGUUCCCGUCACACGGUGUUUGGCCGUGCCCUGCAGGCCGGGGUGCUGCACUGGAAGGAUGCCCACCUCCAGAGGAUCCUGGCCAGCGACUCCCCCAGCCCCAGCCUCACAGGCAGCACCGAGGGUGACAAGCCAGACUUUGACCCACAGGGCCGCCCGCUCUGGCUAGGUGAAUCCUUCCCCACUGCCUGCGCCCGGGUGGACACCUUGCGUGCCCACGGGUACCCCCGCAAGGCACUGCGGCUGGCUGGCGCCAUUGUCAACACCCUCCGGCUGCAGCGGCGACACCAGCUGGAGAUCUACAAGCAGCAGAAGAAAGAGCUGCUGCAGAAAGGCAUCACCUGCAUCACCAACACGGAAGGCUGGGUGGGCCACCCCUUGGAUCCCAUUGGCUGUCUCUGCAGGGCCCUCCUGGAGGCCUGUCGCCUGGAGGAGGAGAGCCUCUCACUUUACCCAGACUCUGGCAUCGAGAAGCGGAAGGCACUUUACCAGCACGUACCGGUGCCCGGGAGCCCCGGGGAGUCCUAUCUGGCGCUGGCGCUGGAGGUGGCACUUCUGGGGCUGGGGCAGCAGCGGCCCUUGCCCGAAGGCCUGUAUGCUCAGGAUAAAGUGGUGCGCAACGAGGAGCAGCUGCUAGCCCUGCUGGAGGACGUGGCUUUGGAUGACAGGCUGGUACAGGUGCUUCGGAAGCAGGCGGGGCUGCUGCUGGACGGGGGUCCCCUCAGCGGCUUCGGGGAGGUGCUCUUCCGGGAGAGCGUGCCCAUGCACACCUGUGCCCGCUACCUGUUCAGCGCACUACUGCCCCACGACCCCGACUUGGCCUACCGCCUCGCACUCCGUGCCAUGAGGCUGCCCGUCCUGGAGACAGCGUUUCCGGCUGGAGACCCUCACCCCAACCCGCUGGACUCCAUCAUGAGCAGCCGCUUCCCCCGCUGGUUCAUCCUGGGCCACCUGGAGAUGCGGCAGUGCGAGCUGGCGUCCACCAUGCUGACGGCUGCCAAGGGAGACCCCAAGUGGCUGCACGCAGUCCUGGCUUCCAUCCAGCAGAACAUUCACUCCCCAGCUCUGCUCUUCAAACUGGCGCAGGACGCCUGUAAGACGGCCACCCCGGCCAGUGCGCCCCCAGAUACCACGCUGCUGGGCAUCGCGCUGGAGCUGGGCCUGCAGGUCAUGCGGAUGACCCUGAGCACCAUGACUUGGCGCCGGAGGGAGAUGGUGCGCUGGCUGGUCAGCUGUGCCACAGAGAUCGGUCCCCAGGCGCUGAUGAACCUCAUGCAGAACUGGUACUCCCUGUUUACGCCAGUGGAGGCGUCCACUAUCGUGGCAGUGACGGGCACCACACAUACCACGCUGCUGCGGCUGCAGCUGGACACGCCACAGCGGGAGGAGCUCUGGACCUGCGCCUGCACUCUGGCCUUGCAGUGCGCCAUGAAAGACCCUCAGAACUGCGCCCUGCCCGCCCUGACCCUGUGUGAGAAGAACCAUGCGGCCUUUGAGGCCGCCUACCAGAUCGUGCUGGAUGCGGCAGCUGGCGGCUUAGGCCACGCACACCUCUUCACGGUGGCCCGUUACAUGGAGCACCGUGGGCUGCCUCUGCGAGCCUACAAGCUGGCCACGCUGGCCCUGGCACAGCUCAGCAUCGCCUUUAACCAGGACAGCCACCCGGCCGUUAGCGAUGUGCUGUGGGCCUGCUCCCUCAGCCACUCGCUGGGCCGCCACGAGCUCUCGGCCCUCGUCCCCCUCAUCAUCCGCAGCAUCCACUGCGCCCCAAUGCUGUCCGACAUCCUGCGCCGAUGGACACUCUCAGCUCCAGGCCUCGGCCCUCUGGGGUCCCGCCGGGCCGCCAAGCCACUGGGCACUGACCGGGCACCGCUGUGCCAGCUCCUGGAUGCUGCCGUUGCCGCCUACAUCACCACCAGCCACUCUCGCCUCACGCACAUCAGCCCGCGACACUACAGCGACUUCAUCGAGUUCCUGGGCAAGGCCCGUGAGACCUUCCUGCUGGCGCCAGACGGGCACCUGCAAUUUGCCCAGUUCUUGGAGAACAUCAAACAGACCUACAAGGGCAAGAAGAAGCUCAUGCUGCUGGUGCGGGAGCGUUUUGGCUGAGAUGCCAGCGUGGCCCAAGACAGCGCACGGGUCCCCAGGAAGGGGAGAUCCUCCCCAUCGCCCGCGCUGCUCUGCAGAGUGGAGUCGGUAUUAAGUCAGGGAAGGGGAUGGGAGAUGUGUGCCUGGGAGUGUGCAAACGAGUGUGCAGGACACAGGAGCAGAAGCCAUACCACCACCCAGAUGCCUGAACGGGGUUGUACUUGCACAGCUCAAAUGACUCCCCCAUCCUGGUCUUGGGCACCCCAGGAGCAAUAGGCAAGCACCACCACCACCCCUCACCGGGCCCUGGAAGUGGGCCUGUCCGGAACCUGGUCCUGGGGUGAUAACAGCACGGGCUCCUGGCUCCCACUCACAUGGCCAGGGCACUUUCUGCAAGGGCAGCUGGACUCCCUUCUGUGCCCCCACUGCUCAGGGGCCCCCAUUUCUCUGCCCUGAACCUCCUCCCAGGCUGCCCCAGCCCCACUUGAAGGGUCUCUGAGGUCUCCGGCCUCAACCACAUACCUCACCUUCAGCCCUUUGUCCGGCCGGGACCCUGGGCACCAGGCUACCCAGGGAGGCUGGGAUUGGGGUCGUCACUGCCCCCUGACACUGGGCACUGGACAGACAACUCAGGAACCAGGCAGUGCCCGUGCUGCCCACCCAGUGUGGCGUCAGGAUCUGGGCAUGAGAAAGCCAGGGGGACCCCAUGUGGAAAGGAGACGGAGGGGCUCCAGGUCCUCCGCCUGCAGCUGUCUCCGUCUCCUCUGUCCCUGGCUUCACCUCUUCAUCUUACUGUUUCUUAUUUCUCUCCAGUCAGCCUCCCUUUCUGUGUUCAUUUAGGUCCCAGCCAUGGCUCUUUGUCCUCCUCCUGCCCUGCUAUGGCCUGGGAGGAAGAGGAAGAGAGUGCCCCACCCCAUCCCGCCAUUCUCCUUGUGUAAUAAGGAAGAUGGCAUCAUUUUGUAACUUUUUUUUCUAUUUAUUGACCCGUAUAUUGUAUUUGCUUUUUUAAAAAGUUGAGACACAGCUUCUUUUAAAUUUUAUUUUGAGAUUAAGGUGUGUGUCCCCAUCCCAGGGCCAGAGCCUCCCCCGUUCUCAGCAAAAAAACAAGGAAGAUCUUCAGUCUUGUUUCUGGUCACAGCUUCCAUUGAGGGCAGGAAGGGGAGCAGCUACAGCACAGGGGACUUUACAGAUGUCAUCUACUUAUUACAACCACCCUGCGAUGGAUUAUCU